AUGUCAACUAAUGUAAAGGCUUCUACGUUUCUUCCUGGCGGUAUCGCUAGUGGAAAUCAGCUUGCAUUGGCUCCGCCUUAUAUCUUUGUGAUUACAAUUAGUGGUCUUAUUUUAGUUUUGAUUAUUGUUAUUAUUAUUCGAGAAAUUUUAAAGUCUCGUGGCAUGCUUCGAGAUUGCUGCAAUUGUAAUAUCAGUGGUAUUCGAUGUUUAGGUUGUCAAGAAUGUUGUAUAGGAUGUGCUCAAGCAUGUGAUUGUUGUAGUACAACAUCAAUUGAAUCAUGUCUUGAUGCAUGUUGUCCAAAACGAGGAUCCAUCGAAUUUGCAGAUAUUAUUACAUGUGAAGCUUGUUGUUCUGGACAAUGUUGUUCGUGUGGCAAUACUGUUUGUGUUUGUGCACCAACGGAUGUCAGUAAUGUCAAUUGUUUAUGUUGUGCCUGUGAACAACGGUAUCCUCAACGAGAUGAUGAUGAUGAUAGAUAA
Molecule: messenger RNA, 480 nt
Organism: Rotaria sordida
Lineage: Eukaryota; Metazoa; Rotifera; Eurotatoria; Philodinida; Philodinidae
Source: the annotation of a GenBank genome assembly